Messenger RNA from Erinaceus europaeus (western European hedgehog), 2969 nucleotides. It is a transcript of the gene ELAC2, whose product is annotated as elaC ribonuclease Z 2. The coding region runs from base 62 to 2521 and encodes 819 amino acids. The transcript is spliced from 24 exons. Gene Ontology annotation, biological process: mitochondrial tRNA 3'-end processing. The record is from RefSeq and is a predicted model, not a curated record. Gene Ontology annotation, cellular component: mitochondrion. NCBI's taxonomy places the organism in Eukaryota, Metazoa, Chordata, Mammalia, Eulipotyphla, Erinaceidae. Gene Ontology annotation, molecular function: 3'-tRNA processing endoribonuclease activity.
GCGUGGGGGGCACCCGGAGUGGAGUGACUGGCUCAUUCUCAACCCCGGUGGGCACUGGCGCAUGUGGACUCUCUGCUGUGUGCUGCGCUCCGCGGCCAGGCGCACCAUGUCGCAGGGACCCGCCUGGCGCCAGCGGCCGCCCAAGGACCCGCUGCGACACUUGCGCACGCGGGAGAAGCGCGGCCCGACGUGGGAGCCUGGGGGCCCGAAAACCGUGUACCUGCAGGUGGUGGCGGGGGGCGAUCGGGACUCGGGCGCCGCGGUCUACGUCUUCUCUGAGUUCAACCGGUAUCUCUUCAACUGUGGAGAAGGCGUCCAACGACUCAUGCAAGAGCACAGGAUUAAAGUGUCUCGUUUGGACAACAUAUUUCUUACCAGAAUGCACUGGUAUAAUGUUGGCGGGCUCAGUGGACUGAUUCUUACGUUGAAAGAAAUGGGGCUUCCGAAGUGUGUACUCGCUGGACCUCCCCAACUGGAAAAAUUCAUUGAAGCUAUCAAACUAUUUUCUGGUCCGUUGAAAGGAAUAGAUCUUGCUGUGCGGCCUCACUCUUCAGCAGAGUACAAGGAUGAGACCAUGACGGUUUUCCAGAUCACCAUAUACAGUGAGCAGAGGCCUUCAGAAAACCAGCCAUCACAGAGUCCAGGAAGACUCAGCCCAGCACAGUCUUCCAGCUUUGGGUCAGCUCCAGAUGUACAUCAUCUUCCAGAUGGUGCUGACCAGAAACUAGGGGGCAGAGACCCCUUCUUGGUAGUGGCUUUUAUUUGUAAGCUGCACUUGAAGAAAGGAAGCUUCUUGGUACUUAAAGCAAAGCAGCUGGGCCUCCCAGUUGGGACAGCUGCCAUCGCCCCCAUCAUCGCUGCUGUCAAGGAUGGGAAGAGCGUCACUUUUGAAGGAAGAGAGAUUUUACCUGAAGAGCUCUGUACUCCUCCGGAUCCUGGUAUUGCUUUUAUUGUGAUAGAAUGUCCAGAUGAAGGCUUCAUCCAACCCAUCUGUGAGAAUACUGAGUUCAAGAGGUACCAAGGAAAUGCGGAUACAUCUGUGGCCCUGGUAGUUCAUAUGACACCAGAGUGUGUGCUCAAGGACAGCAGAUACCAGCAGUGGAUGGAGAGGUUUGGCCCUGAGACCCAGCAUCUGAUUUUGAAUGAAACUUGUGCAUCAGUCCACAACCUCCGUAGCCACAAGAUUCAAACACAACUCAACCUCAUCCAUCCGGACAUCUUCCCACCACUUGUUGACUUCAGCUGUAAGGAAGCAGAUACUGACUUCAGUGUACCCACAGUGCGGGGUAAAUGCCUCCUCAAAUACCAGUUACGUCCUAAGAGGGAGUGGCAGAGGGAUGCCAUCAUCACUUGCAAUCAGGACGAAUUCAUAACGGAGGCACUGGAGUGCCCCGGAUUCAAAGAGAGCAUCCAAGAAUACAGGCAGACUGUGCAGCAUAGUCCCACCCCUGCAGAGAAAAGAAGCCAGUACCCAGAAGUCGUCUUCCUUGGAACAGGGUCUGCCAUCCCAAUGAAGAUUCGAAACGUCAGCGCCACGCUUGUCAACAUAAGCCCUGACAAGUCCCUGAUGCUGGACUGUGGUGAGGGCACCUUUGGGCAGCUGUGCCGUCACUACGGGGAUGAAGUGGACAGGGUCCUGGGCAGCCUUGCAGCUGUGUUUGUGUCCCACAUGCAUGCAGACCACCACACAGGCUUGAUACAUAUCCUGCUGGAGAGAGAGCGAGCUUUGGCAAGUCUAGAAAAGCCAUUUCACCCUUUGCUAGUGGUUGCUCCCAAGCAGCUUGGAGCCUGGAUUCACCAGUACCACAACCAGUGCCAGCAGAUUCUACAUCACAUGAGUAUGAUUCCUGCCAGAUGCCUUCAGAAGGGAGCUGAGGGCGCCAGUCCUGAAGAUGAAAGGUUGAUCCGUUUGUUGUUGGAAAGUUGUGAUUUGGAGGAGUUUCAGACCUGCCUGGUCCGGCACUGUAAGCAUGCUUUUGGCUGCGCGCUAGUCCACACCUCCGGCUGGAAAGUAGUUUACUCUGGGGACACCAUGCCCUGUGAAGCUCUGGUCCAGAUGGGGAAAGAUGCCACCCUCCUAAUACACGAAGCUACAUUGGAAGACGGCCUGGAAAGGGAGGCUUUGGAAAAGACACACAGCACAACCUCACAGGCGAUCCGUGUGGGGAUGCAGAUGAAGGCCGAGUUCAUUAUGCUGAACCACUUCAGCCAGCGCUAUGCCAAGAUCCCCCUCUUCAGCCCUGACUUCAACGAUAAAGUUGGAAUCGCCUUCGAUCACAUGAAGGUCUGCUUUGGAGACUUCCCAACUGUGCCCAAGCUGAAAGCCCCACUCCAAGCCCUGUUUGCUGAGGACAUCGAGGAGAUGGAGGAGCGUAGGGGGAAGCGAGAGAUGCGGCUGGUGCGGGAGGCCCUCCACGCCAUUGAGCAGGCUGGGAUACCCGAGGACAGCAAGCCCCAGCAGAAACGGGCCCCCAGGGAAGAGCAUCAUAGCCCACAGAGCAAGAAGGUCAGGGCACAGUGACGAUCCCAGAGUGACCUUGCCCCGUGCAGGCUUGUGGCUCCUGCCCCAACUCACAGGCACCCUGUCUGUUCUCCUUGCUUGGAGAUUAUCAGAAGUGUGUGUGUGUGCAUGUGUGGAUUUGGGCCUUGGCUCGGGCUCCCUGCUAAGGACUGACCUGCUAGACUGGUGGUUGGCACGAUCGUGGGACAGGACACUGCCAAACAGAAAACAAGACGACAGGGAUAUGUGUUAACUCACCGCCACAGGUUAAAUUUAAAAAAAAAUUUUUUAAGGAAGUCAUGGAAAAACAAGGUGUACCUGCACUUGUUCUAGCCAAGUUUUUCCCUAUGGAUACCAGCGGGAGGUCAAAUCAGGGACCGUUGGGUUGUAGACACAGAAGUCUAAGGCUCCAAGGCUGAAGGAAUAGUAUUUCCAAAAACACAGAUUGCAAUAAAGGUUCCGUUUGGGA